AUGGCAGCACUGAAUUUUUUUUGCCACCAAGUGUGAUGAAUUUGAAAAUGUAGUUUAUGUUUUGUUUUCUUCUUAAGCUGUAUUUUAAUUUGAUUUUCCAGAUUUUGAUAGUUAAUUUGUAAAUUGAUCUUUUAACUUAUUGUGUCACAAUGUCACAAGAAAUUUCUGAAAGAGGAUUUCUUGACCGAUCUACUAGGAAAAGAGUGUCUGGAAGAUUAAACCGUCUUUACUCUUCUAGAUCAGGUAAUAUAAAGGAAGAUGAUCUGACUACAGCUCGAUCAAAAUUGGAUAACAUAUUGGAUAGGAUAUCGAGAGGUGAAGAAACAUUUGAUGAUGACUAUUUUGAUGAUGCACCCUUUGGUAUGAACUCACCAAUUAAAUCAAAAAGAUCUCGGGUUCCACGAAAAACUGCAAAAAAACCGCGAGAAGACGAAUAUUCAAAAUCUUCUAGUUUCAUUCUGAGAUUAUUUGACCGAACAGUUGAUCUAUCCGAAUUUUGUACUAAAUAUAGCGAUACAGAUCCUCCAUUAUACCCUAUCUGUCGAGCAUGGGCGCGUAAUUCUGAUUUAUCUAAUGAACAAGACUCUGUAGACGAAGAUCAAACAGCAGCCAAUGAUUUAGAAGCUAUGGGCAUUGGAGAACCUGAUAAAUCUACCGGAUUAUAUGUUUUACCGCCUCCAGAUCCAAAGCCAGUUGAUGAUAAUGGCAAUGAAAUUGAUUUACGAUUACCAAAGAGUAGUACAAUCAAAAAAGGACUUUGUACGAAUCUCAUCGAUAAAUCACUCAAUUCAAUGACCGACAAAAACCGGGACGCUCUUCUAGAUGCAAGUUUAUCUCGAUGGCGUACAAUUCGACAAGAAUGGCGUGAAGCAUCACUCCUGAAUCAAGAAAGAUAUAGACCAAGUUUCACAGUAAUACAAGCUUUGUCAACUGUUCCAAGCCAAGCUCUUGAUGAGGAAAUGUUGUCAAAUAUGUAAUUAGAUUUAAUCAUCUUCAAGCUUCCUUCUCAUUGCCAACUUUUAUCAGCAUCCAUACAUUUGCAACUGUUUAUAGAUCAAUAUCAUGCAUGAACCAUGAAGGUUAUUCGCUUUUGUAAGUUUUCAUCAAUAUAACCGAUAUUGAUUAAAAAAAAGGAUUCAAAUGAGAUAGUUUGUUUUCAAGUGUUUACAAUUAUAUUUAUACACAUUAUAUCACCAUCAAAGUUAAACUUGGUCAUUGACAAUGUUAGCCAAUUGUACAAAAUUAUCAAAUUUAUUCUAAUACAAUAUGAUCCUUGGUGCACAAGAUCAACAAGCAACAAAAAAGUGGAUAGGUAGAGAAACGCAGAAAGUUAUCCAAUCAAUCCAGAUAAUUGACAAUAAAAGAGAAAGGAAGAAAAUUUGAUUUGAUUUUGUUUUUGUUCAAUACAUACAAAAAGUUCUAACUGAAAUGAAAAAGAAAAUUUCAUACAAAUAAACCUCAAAUAUUCGAUGUAAUCCGAUAAUAAUAAAGAUUAUGUAUAUCGA
Tetranychus urticae (two-spotted spider mite) is the source of this 1505-nucleotide messenger RNA. It is a transcript of the gene mip40, whose product is annotated as Myb-interacting protein 40. The record is from RefSeq and is a predicted model, not a curated record. Gene Ontology annotation, biological process: negative regulation of transcription by RNA polymerase II. NCBI's taxonomy places the organism in Eukaryota, Metazoa, Arthropoda, Arachnida, Trombidiformes, Tetranychidae. Gene Ontology annotation, cellular component: Myb complex; transcription repressor complex.